Messenger RNA from Suillus plorans, 780 nucleotides. RefSeq lists its product as uncharacterized. The transcript is spliced from 2 exons. The coding region runs from base 1 to 780 and encodes 259 amino acids. NCBI's taxonomy places the organism in Eukaryota, Fungi, Basidiomycota, Agaricomycetes, Boletales, Suillaceae. The record is from RefSeq and is a predicted model, not a curated record.
AUGAGAGCACCUCAGCCAGCCCCCGCUCAGGCUCAAAUAAUUCCUAAUCAGGCAGACAAAAUUGCUGCUCUGAGGGCACGCAUCGCCGAGCUUGAACGUGGGGAUGCUCACGGCAACCAUACACUGGCCAGAGCUCCUCCACCCAUUCAAGCCUUGGUGGCUGACCCUGCAGCUAUCGACCAAGUUCGAGCAAGCCUGACCAACGCAAAGGAUGAGUCUAAACGACCCACUUUGCCUCUGCUACGUGCAGGCCAUAAAGUUAGCGCCUUAAGUCUACCUAUACCCACAAAGGUGGAGGAUGCAUUCAAGCAAUAUCGCUAUGUACCGUAUACGGCCCUGACUCAUGCGGCGCGCUCCAAAGCCUUCCUUCGUGGAGAUGAUUCGUCCUUUGUAUUCACGCAGGAGGGGCUUAUGGCCAAAGGUCUCGACCGCUCAAAUGAGCUUUUAAUCUUAACCGUUGACUGGAUAGCAGCGGCGAAAGCUGCUGAGGAGAGGACAGCUUUUCACUGGGGUGACGAGCGGGCUUCAGCUCUUACAUCGCACCACCUUGUAGUUCUUGAUAUUGGCUGCACCCAUGGCUGGUCAGUAGCCAUGCAUUACGAUGUGCAGCAGCAGGAGUUAGCACACACUAAUCACGAGCAUAAUCUCGCUGGGCUUGAUGUGGCAGCGCUUACACUGGCCAACAAUAAAAUGUCAUCUAUUUCUUUGCAUACUGCUCCGCCUGUUUCACCCAAUAAGCGAUCCGCCCCGAGUGACUUUCCAUCGUUGCCUCGUAAAUAG